CGGCCCCGGCCCCGCUCCCCCCGGCUCCUCCCGGCUCUGCCCGGCCCCUCCGGCCCGGCCCGGCCCGCCCAGGCACAGCCGCAGGAGCCUCGGCCCCGGGGCGCAGCGCUCGCAGCCCAGCCUGGCAGGAGCUCCCCCCCCAGACAAUUGGGUACUGAUGGAAGUUUCCGACAGCCCUGAGCGAAACCCCUGCUCUCCCGGCGAGGAGGACCAGCGGCUUUCCGAUGACGAAGCCCUGAAGGAGAGCGGGUCGGAGAGGGAGCUCGAUGGAGAGGGCGGCCGAGGCAGCGUCCUGGGAGAGGAGGAGGAAGACACAGCCCGGGGACUGAGUCAGGGCGAAGAGGAGAACCACUCGGAUGAGGAGGAUCGCUUGAGCGAAGCCAAGUCUCAGGACUCAGAGAACAACGAGCGGAGCGGGGAGCUGAAGAGCCCUCCGCCUCGCAAGGGGGAGGAGGAAGAGCGCACCAACGACCUCGGGGAUGAAGCGUCCUCCGUCACCCGCGAGCUGGACGAGCACGAGUUGGACUAUGACGAGGAGGUUCCCGAGGAGCCGAGCGCUGCUGCUGCCGAGGAGGAUGGUGAGAAAGCUGCUGGUGAGGAUGACGAGGAAGAGGAGAAGGGAGACGACGCCCACGAGGACGAGAAGAAAUCCAGCGGGAAAAGCGACGACGAGAAGGACGGCCAGGAUCCCGUCAAGGAGAAGAAGAAAGAAGAAGACGACGGAGAGAUUGACGACGGUGAAAUCGAUGAUGACGACCUGGAGGAGGGAGAAGUUAAAGAUCCCAGCGACAGAAAAGUGAGGCCACGUCCCACCUGCCGGUUCUUCAUGAAAGGUCAUUGCACGUGGGGCAUGAACUGUCGAUUUAUACACCCUGGGGUGAAUGACAAAGGAAACUACUCCCUGAUCUCCAAGCCUGAGCCCUUCUCCCCAAACGGCGCACCACCUAUCGGCCCUCACCCGCUGAUGCCGGCCAACCCUUGGGGAGGGCCAGUCGUGGAUGAAAUCUUACCUCCACCCCCUCCAGAUCCUCCAACAGAAAGUGCCUGGGAGAGAGGACUCCGGCACGCUAAAGAGGUACUAAAAAAGGCUACUAUGAGAAAAGAACAGGAGCCUGACUUUGAGGAGAAGAGAUUCACUGUGACUAUUGGAGAGGAUGAGCGUGAAUUUGACAAAGAGAACGAGUUUUUCCGUGACUGGAAUUACCGCAUCACCAGAGAUGUCAGGGAUCCAGCGCUUGACCCCUAUGCAGAUCCCUAUUAUGACUAUGACAUAGAACGGUUCUGGCGUGGUGGGCAGUAUGAGAAUUUCAGGGUUCAGUACACAGACCCAGACCCGUACCGUAACUACAGAGAAAGAGAGCGAGAACGGGAAAGGGAACGAGAAAACCGACAACGCGAGAGGGAACGAGAAAGGGAGAGGGAACGGGAGCGGGAGCGGCGCCAGAGGGAGAGAGAACGGGAACGGGAGCGCGAGCGCGACAAGGAGCGCCAGCGGAGGAAAGAAGAGUGGGAACGCGAGAGGGAGCGAGUGAAGAGAGAUGAAAAAGACAGGCAGCACAGGGACCGGGACAGAGACCGAGACCGGGACAGGGACAGGGAGCGUGACAAGGAGAAGGAAAAACCAAAGCCCCGGUCUCCGCUGCUACCGAGCCGCCAGCCUGAGCCACCAAAGAAGGAGAAGGAGGCGACCACCAUUACCGCCGCGCAGUCGAAGAGGGCGGAUGAGUGGAAGGACCCCUGGCGCCGGUCCAAGUCCCCCAAAAAGAAGCUCGGCCUCUCCGUCUCGCCCAGCCGCGCGCGCAGGCGCCGAAAAACCUCCGCUUCGUCGGCGUCUGCUUCGGGCUCUUCAAGGUCCUCUUCUCGGUCGUCCAGCUAUUCGGGGUCAGGUUCCUCCCGAUCUCGUUCCAGAUCGUCGUCUUACAGCUCUUACUCUAGCCGCUCCUCACGACACAGCUCUUUCUCAGGCAGCAGGUCCAGGUCACGGUCCUUCUCAUCUUCACCAUCUCCUUCCCCAACACCAUCUCCACACAAGCCGCUUCUGAAGGCUAAAGGGGAGUUGUUACCACCUGCUGGUAAAGGUGAAAAAUCUGUGAAGAAACUAGCUGCCCUUCCAGUCCCUCAGCCGCUCGCUAAAAUUACAGCAGCUGCACCAGAGCCAGCCAAACCAGGGGAUAAUAGAGAGGCAAGAAGGAAGGAACGUCAGACGAGGACUCCACCCAGGAGGCGGACGAUCAGCGGCAGCAUCAGCGGCAGCGCCAGCAGCUACAGCGGAUCCAGCUCCCGAUCUCGGUCCUUGUCUCGGUCUCUCUCCAGAUCUCAUUCCAGAUCGUCGUCUGCCUCAGUCUCCCACUCCGCUUCUGGGUCCAGGAAGUCCAGGUCCCUGAGCGUGAGCAGCGUUUCUUCUGUCUCUAGUGCCUCCUCCAGCAGCAGCUCCGUGCGCAGCGCUGACUCCGAAGACAUGUACGCGGACCUGGCCAGCCCCGUGUCCUCAGCCAGCUCCCGAUCCCCAACCCCGGCGCAGCAGAAGAAAGGUAGAGGAAAAUCAAAAAAAGAAGACAGCGCUAAGGAGGAGAAGCGGAAACGGGACGCCUCUGCUCAGCUCCUGAAAUCGGCCAAGCUCGCCCAGGGGAGCAAAUCCCAGCAGCUCCUGCAGCCCCAGCAGCCUGCAGCCCCCCAGGCUCAGCAGGGAGGCUUCGCUCACAAGGAAAUCAAACUGACGCUCUUGAAUAAGGCAGCUGACAAAGGAAGCAGGAAGAGAUACGAGCCAGCAGACAAAGACAGGCCGAGCUCUCCAGCAGCCAAACGGGCGAACCUGUCACCCGACCGAGGCUCUCGUGACAGGAAGGCAGCCGGGAGAGCCUCCUCACCCAAACAAGAGCGGCAGAGGGGCCAGAACACGAAACCAUCUCCCGCCCAGGCGGACAGGAAGCGCCAGCUCUCUCCUCAGUCCAAGAGCUCCAGCAAAGUCACGAGCGUACCGGGCAAAGCGUCCGAGCCCGGCCCCACGGGUGCCAAGACGGGCAAAUCCAGCACCCUGUCACGACGGGAGGAGCUCCUGAAGCAGCUGAAGGCCGUGGAAGAUGCCAUCGCUCGCAAGCGGGCCAAAAUCCCCGGGAAAGUAUAGUGGGCCGUGCCCCCUUAGUGACUGUUCAUGUUUUUAUAAAUAGUGGAAAAGCGGCCACUUUGGGAUUUUGCAGUUCUGUCUUAUUUUGGCCGCGAUUCUUUUUAAGGAAAAAAAAAAAAAACAAAAAAACGCCCAAAAAAAAAAAGAAAAGAAAACCUGACCCACGAAGUUUGUCAGCUGAGACCGUGCGCCCCGGCUCCCCAGUGGGGCCGGGCACCAGGACGGGGGCUUCCACCCCCCUUUUCCAUGUAAAUUAUGCACAGAGGACUCCAGCCCUGUUGGAUGCUCUCACUCCUUCCUCUCUCUCUCUCUCUUUCUCUCUCUUCACCCUCUCCUCUUUGCUAGCCUUGAGUUGUAUUCUCCUAGUUAGCCCUGCUGUGUGUUGAGUGUCUUCAGCAAUGCAGUUCUAUAAUACUGUGUAACGAGAGAGCCGAAAACUGCUGUGAACUACUGGCAACAUCACCUUGUCCCCCGCCCUCCUCCACCAGGAACAAAAAUAUAUAUAUAUUCUUGACUGAAGCCUGAUUGGGAAAACCACCUGUCUUUUCUUUUAAGCAGCGGAUUGUUGCAGUUGAUUUAAAAGGAGCCCUGAAGCUGUUGUGCGAUGUCUGUCUAACGAGGAGGGUCCUUUUUCUGUUGUUUGUUUUUUUUUUUUUUCCCUCCCCCCCUUUUUUUUUUUGAGGGAUAUUCCCUGAAAUAAAGUAUUUUGAUAACCAGUU
Molecule: messenger RNA, 3843 nt
Organism: Anas platyrhynchos (mallard)
Lineage: Eukaryota; Metazoa; Chordata; Aves; Anseriformes; Anatidae
Source: RefSeq, a predicted model, not a curated record